Molecule: messenger RNA, 3098 nt
Organism: Pelobates cultripes (western spadefoot toad)
Lineage: Eukaryota; Metazoa; Chordata; Amphibia; Anura; Pelobatidae
Source: the annotation of a GenBank genome assembly
CAGAUAACUAAUGGCUCAUAAUAAAUCCAUGCACCCACGAAAUCGGUACAAAGAUAAACCUCCAGAUUUUGCAUACUUGUCUUCCAAGUAUCCAGAAUUUAAGCAGUACAUAACUGUGAGUUUGGCUGGAAAACCAAGGUAUGUUUUAUAUCUUUCACAACAAUGCUGGCAUUAUGUUUCACAUUUAUCUGUACAGUGGAAUCAUAAAAAGCCUGUGAUAUUGUGUAUUGCAUAAACCUUUGUGUUGUGUUUACAGCUUUUCAAUGAAAGCUUAUGGUAAUUAUAAAGUGGAGGUUGGAGCUUAUACAGCUGGUCACACUGCCAUUGCUUCCAUACCUAAUGUGUAGAGUGGUGUGAUAUCCAUUUCAAUGUGAUAUUUCUUUAGGAAAAGGUGGAGCCGUCUAAAAUUGUUGGAGGGUAUACUGUCCACAUCACCCCCAAGGCACAAUAACUGAACUUUGUUUAUUUGAAAGACGCAUUUACCAUAUUUUCAAAUAAGACAUUCUGUGGCUCUCUAGAUUGUUCACAACCAUUUUGUGUAAUGAGUCCUAGGUUUUGCUCAUAGUAUAUCCGAGAGUACUCUAGACUUAAAGUACUAGUGUAAGUGACCAAUUGUUAUGCCCUAGGUCAGUGAUAGCGAACCUUUUUGAGCCCGAGUGCCCAAACCACAAUACAUACAUGCCAACUUUUUUACUUCAAAGUUUUUACCAACACGGCAAUUAAACCUGAAUACUGAGGUUUAAGUUUAGGAAAAAAAACCUCAUACAGUUGUUGGAACUAAUUCUCCUCUUCUCUCCCCCCAGCAUCUUCAGUUCUCUAACCACAGCAUAUUCCCCUCUUCCCACAGCAUCUUCUCUUCUCCCUCAGCAUCUCCUCCUCCUCUUACCCAGAAUCUCCUGCUCCUCCUCUGCCCCUAGCAUCUCCUCUCCCCUUCUCCCCCCAGCAUCUAUAUCUCUAUUUUUCUCUCACAUCAAGAAGUUGCACUUAUUGGUUCAUUUAAUUUUAUUUUUCUUAUUUCUACAACUUGUCAUUCAAUAAAAGUUCACUUUGGGCACCUGCUAUGUGCGAUGUGACAUUUAGCAUUCCUAUUUAACCUGAAAUAUUGCAUUCUCAAAUAUCUAGCUUCUGAUGUUUGCAUGUACUGGAUUGGUUUCUCUCAAAAGGACCAUUCAGUGUGGCCAAAUAAAGUUUAGCCUGUUAAGAAUUUGUUACACAUGCCAUCUUUAUAUCAUUAUCUGGUAGAAAAAAUUUUUAUGGGUCACAUAACCUUCAUAUAAUCUUCUAUGGGUCACAUAACCUUACAGAACUCUGUAAGAUAGUUAUGGAACGCUAUUCAAAAUUUAAAUUCUCUAGUCUCAAACCAUACCCCUGUUAAAACUUAAGCUUGUUCAUAUCAUUCAAAUUCUUCUGAAUGCAAAAACACAUCCAUCAAUUGCCUCCACACUCCUGGAUCGGCCAUUGCGCGAGGGAGCACUGACUUACUUUCUGUUCCAGUACUGCUCCCUCUGCUGAUGCUGCCGGGAGACAGGAAAUUAUAUCAGGCUGGCGGCGCCUGAUUGACGUAAUUUCCUUAAUCCAGACGGCAUCAGCGGAGGGAGCAGUGCUGGAACAGCACAUAAGUCAGUGCUCCCUCACUGCCCUCCAUCCCACUCACCCACCAACAAUACGAAAGCAGAGUAGGCGUCUGCCGUUUUGGGCAGGCGCCUACUCUUCAUUGCCGCCUGGGCAAGCCUAAGGCUGCUGAGCCAGCCAGCGGCGCCCCCAUAAGAUUCGCUGGCCCUGCGUAUCGAUCCGGCGACUUAUGGCUACAUGCCCACAGAGAGGGCACGUGUGCCAUAGGUUCCCCAUCGCUGCCCUAGGUUGUCCAACUCCUAAGAAUUUAUGUAUGUUCUCUGAACAUUCUGUUAACAAACUGUGAUGUCAUCUAAAAUUAACUAAAUGAUUCUGUUUUUGGCAUUUGAUUACUGUCACAGCUUCUCUAUCAAUACAAAUGUGCUACUUUUUUCUUACUAGAGUUUCCACUAUGUAGGGAGGUGCAACAUCCCUGGUUCUAAGUGAUUUUGUCUGUUGCUGAAUGGACUUGGAGUUCCAGUAUAAAUGCAUGCAAAAUUAUGCCUCAGAUUGUCUAGUUAAUAAAAAUGUUUCUUCUAUUUUACUUCUCUGGCAUUAUCUAGUAAAAGGGAUACUACACGCACCUUAAAGCGUUACUGUCAUGCCGAACUUACCUUUCCCCAAUCGAUUCCUCUUCUCUCCCUCUGUCAGGAUCUGUUCUUCAUUUCUUCCUGUCUGCUCUAGUUUUCUUUAAAACAAAAGACAAAGUACUGACCAUCUUUGACCAGUGAAGGAGCAAAGUGUGCUCUGUUUCCUGUAGUCAGAGAAAUAUUCCCAUAAUUCUUACCUUUCCUUCGUAAUCUCGCGAUGCUUCCUGUCAGUAUUCCCGAACGUCCUGUCAUCUAGACAGGACGCUGGCGAAACUACCGAAUGUCAUCCUAACAGAAUGAAAACCGUUUCUCCAUUCAUGUUAGAACGCAAUUCGGGACUUUGUUCGGAUAGGAAUUUCAUUCAAAUGAAUGAAAUUCUGAUCCGAAUCAUGCCGCGGCUGCAUCUUGCAGCCACUUAGUAGAUAACUCCCUAAUUCCCAUGGUAUUAGUGAGCUAUCUACCAAAAGACUGAAACACCUGAAUUGGUCUUUCAGCCAAAUUUACUAAUACUAAGUAAAUAUUACUUAGUAUUAGUAAAUUCUGCCCCUACUCGCUAUAUCGUGAGUAGGGGCAUGUCUACUAAACAGUGAGCAGCCUGUGUGUGUAAAGAAAAAAAGUUUGAGAUGGUUUUUCAUGCUUAUUUGUUUCUCAUUGUGUGUGCUUAAGACUCUUACUUUUAUUCACGCUAGUUUAAACUUCAAGGAUCCAGGAGCAGUGAGAGCCUUGACGUGCACCCUCUUAAAGGAAGAUUUUGGGCUCACCAUUGACAUACCUCUUGAACGGUUAAUUCCUACUGUUCCUCUGAGACUCAAUUAUAUUCAUUGGGUGGAAGAUUUGAUCAACUAUCAUGAUUCUGACAAGACUGUUCUGCGCAGGGGGAUCGACAUAGGUAAAUAA